AUGUCUGGGGGUUGUCCUUAUAUGUCUUCCCCUGUGAAGGUGGGGGAAGGAGCACGGGGGUCAGCCAAUCGCAUGUUUAUGGUGUGUGCAAAAUUAUUGGCCCGUGAUGGUUUCCAAGUUGACAGGGCCUGCAGACCAACGAUGCUACAUUAUCGUAGUACAUUGCUUCAUGCAUUGACAACAUUCACAUUUUCACCGUUAUUGAUAUUUGGUAGCCGUGAAGAGAAGCAAAAUAUUGUUCUAGAGUUAUUUGGAAAUUUUGAAGAGGAUCAGAGCCAUCCAGUGACUUCUGUUUUUGUUCAAAUCCAAUCACGUCACAUUGAAUUCUACUCAGCUGCAAUCGGAAUUUAUGCCCAUUUAUCCGGGCUACGUUAUUUGAUGUUUCAUUGGCCCAUCUUGUCAGCUAUUGUAGGCAUCAGCACAAAUUUAUUUUUCAUAGCACUCGUGUGCAUACUAUCGUAUUUGCGUUUCGCUUACGAGGACGAUUUGCAAAGCGACCAAUUCGGAUACGAGAGAGGAGCAAUUGAAGAAAUUCCACGGAAAAGUACGGCUGAUGAAUCAUCAGAAUCUUCAUCUAUUGAAGAUGCAUCCAUGCUGGAGGAAGUAGGAAAAUCACGGCGCGGAUCUCUGGCAUUAACGGCUCCGAUAAUACACCAGCCCAGUGAUCCACAGGCGACCGACGUAGAAUUAUGAAAAUGAGGCAAAUUUUCUCAUAAUUAUUUUCCUUCUGGUAUGAGUGGUACAUUUCGUGAAGUGAUAUAUUAUUCUUAAUUUUUGUACAUUUGUGCUACUAAUUAAAUUUCCUAAUGCCCAAU
Diachasma alloeum is the source of this 815-nucleotide messenger RNA. RefSeq names its product seipin. Lineage: Eukaryota; Metazoa; Arthropoda; Insecta; Hymenoptera; Braconidae. Bases 1 to 693 code for a protein of 230 amino acids. The transcript has 4 exons. The record is from RefSeq and is a predicted model, not a curated record. Gene Ontology annotation, cellular component: endoplasmic reticulum membrane. Gene Ontology annotation, biological process: lipid droplet organization; lipid storage.